AUGAGCCUCAAUUGUUAAAGGAUUUUUUAAAAAGACAAUCCACCAUGUUUAAGCGGUGGCUUUUGGCCCUGGUGGCCCGUGUCGGCCUCAUUGUGCUGGGCCUCUGCUGCUGUCUGUCCCUGUUCUACCUCCUGGCCUGUAAGCCGACUUCUCACAGCAGCCAGCAGUCUCUGCUGUGGUCUGGAGGGGCCACCAGCAAGGAGGGAUACAUGGCUUUGUUGCAGGAGAGGGAGGACUCUCACAGGCACUACAUCAACAGCCUGACAAAGCAGAUAGCCCAGCUAAAAGAGGCUCUACAGGAGAGGACGCAGCAGCUUCAGGAGUCCCUGGAUAAAGCUAAAACAAAAGGGAUUCUGCCUCAGGGUCUGGAGAGUCUGCACAAAACCCCGACACAGUCUGACCUGAAGGAGUUUUUCCGCUCCCAGCUGAACCAGGCGGAGGUGAACUCAGGUGUAAAGCUGCCCAGUGAAUAUGCAGUGAUUCCUUUUGACACCUUCACCCUGCGGAGGGUGUACCAGCUUGAGACGGGGCUGACCAGGCACCCGGAAGAGAGGCCUGUGAGGAGAGACCGCAGAGACGAGCUGGUGAGCACAGUGGAAACAGCUCUGCACGUCCUGAACGGACCUCAGCAACACACGGACGACACCAGGGGGAAGCGCACGUACUCCCCUUCAGACUUCAUAGAAGGGUUGACUCGUACAGAGCGGGACAGAGGAACUGUUUAUGAGCUGAUGUUUAAAGGCGAAGGCCUGCGCGACUUCACUCAGCUGGUGCUCUUCAGGCCGUUCGGCCCCUUGGUGAAGGUGAAGAGCGAGAGCGUGGACACGCGCAGCAUCCUCAUCAACAUCAUCGUGCCUCUUUCCAAGAGGGCAGACGCAUUCAGGCAGUUCAUCGGCAACUUCAGAGAAGUGUGCAUCCAGCAGGACGGCAAGGUUCAUCUCACUGUGGUCUACUUUGGUCGAGAUCAGAUAGACCAGGUGAAAGCCAUGCUGGACCAAACCACCAGAGAGACUCGGUUCAGGAGCUUCACUUUGAUCCAGCUGAAUGAGGAGUUUUCUCGCGGCCGCGGCUUGGAGGUGGGGGCCAGGGCGUGGAGGCGGAGCCAGAACGUCCUGCUCUUCUUCUGUGAUGUUGACAUCCACUUCACCGCCGACUUCUUAACUUCCUGUCGCCUCAACGCAGAGCCCGGUAAGAAAGUGUUCUAUCCAGUGCUCUUCAGCCAGUACAACCCAUCUAUUAUCUACCGUAAUCACACACUCCUACCUUCUAUUCAGCAACAACUGGAGAUGAGGAAGGAAACUGGUUUCUGGAGAGACUUUGGGUUUGGCAUGACGUGCCAGUACAGGUCUGAUUUCAUCAACAUAGGUGGUUUUGACCGCAACAUCAAAGGUUGGGGAUUGGAGGACGUGCACCUGUACAGGAAGUACCUUCACAGUAAACUGAUGGUGAUUCGCUCUCCGUCUCGUGGCCUUUUCCACUUGUGGCACGAGAAGAGCUGUGCAGACGAGCUCCCUCCAGAGAAGUACAAGAUGUGCAUGCAGACCAAGGCCAUGAGCGAAGCCUCGCACGGGCAGCUGGGGGAGCUGUUCUUCAAACGAGAGAUCGAGCUUCACUUGAACUCCCAGAAGCUGAGGAACAGAGGAGCAUAA
Molecule: messenger RNA, 1649 nt
Organism: Chelmon rostratus (copperband butterflyfish)
Lineage: Eukaryota; Metazoa; Chordata; Actinopteri; Chaetodontiformes; Chaetodontidae
Product: chondroitin sulfate N-acetylgalactosaminyltransferase 1-like
Exons: 9
Coding region: 45-1649 (534 amino acids)
Cellular component (GO): Golgi cisterna membrane
Molecular function (GO): glucuronosyl-N-acetylgalactosaminyl-proteoglycan 4-beta-N-acetylgalactosaminyltransferase activity
Source: RefSeq, a predicted model, not a curated record